Molecule: messenger RNA, 531 nt
Organism: Abrus precatorius (Indian licorice)
Lineage: Eukaryota; Viridiplantae; Streptophyta; Magnoliopsida; Fabales; Fabaceae
Exons: 1
Coding region: 1-531 (176 amino acids)
Molecular function (GO): nucleic acid binding; zinc ion binding
Source: RefSeq, a predicted model, not a curated record
AUGGUGAAGGACUGCCCACAGCCGAGGAUAACUUGUAACAACUGUAGAAAGUCGGGACACGUUGCUAAUGAGUGUUGGACCACUAAGAGAAGCGGUAGUGCAAGUACAACUCAGAGGCCGGAAUUAAGAGGAAGUACGGGGCAGAAGCCGAGCAUUCCUGGUAGAGUCUUUGCUAUGAGUGGGGCAGAGGCUUCACAAUCUGAGGAGCUGAUAAGAGGUAAAUGUAUAAUUAAAGGCAGAUUACUUGAUGUGCUGUUUGAUUCGGGUGUUACGCACUCCUUUAUAUCUGUAGACUGUGUGAAGAGUCUGAAUUUGUAUGUGAUUGAACUGCCGUGUAAUGUUGUGGUGACUACCCCUACGGGUAAACAGGUUGUGACGUCAUGGGUAUGUUUGGGGUGUUCCAUAAUGGUACAUGGUAGGAAGUUUGAGGUGGAUUUGAUUUGUUUACCUCUUUGUCAACGGGAUGUAAUUCUGGAAAUGGGUUGGCUUGCUGCCAACCAUGUGCUACUAGACUGUAGGAUAAGACCUUGA